AUGGGAAAAGGGGGCAAGCAAAGCAGUCUUGCCCUUCUGCAAAUCAACCACACCGCACACUGUUCUGCCCCACCAUACAAUACAAAUCCAUUACCCCACCCUGAUCGCAACGCGGCGUGGCUGGUCGCCAUGGCUCCCUUCUGGGAAUUCCGCGUUCACUCCGAGCCCAACCGGCACCCGCAGCUCGGCAGAAAGCCGCGCCCCAGCGCGCUUCUCAUCCCCGAACCCAUCGACCCUCCGCCCACCCCGCGCCCCUCCGCUUCCCAUCCCCCACGCCCCUCCGCGCCGCUCCCUAAAAUCCGCAACGAGCCUCUGUGGUUCAAUCAGCCGCCGCUUUUCAUCUCCAGCCAUCCCGUAGCCCCCAUCGCCGAGCCGGUCGCCUCGUUUCUUCGGCCGUCUCUUGCGCCGCCCCCAGCUCCGCGCCCUGCGCAGAGGCGGAAGCCGCGCCAGCGCCCGCCGCGCCAGCCUAAGCUCUGGGACCUCCUCCCAGAGCUUCCUCCCGCGCCGCGCCCCUACAAGGUCUCUCAACCCUCCGUCGGCGACGUCGCUUCCGCCCCGCUCGCACAUCUUCACGGCCAGCCGUUUGCGUCGCCGUUCUGGCAGCCGGCCCCGCGGAACCCUAGCCGGCAGGUGUCAAUCGGUUUCCCGACAGCGGGCGCUGGCGGUGUUAUAGAUCUCUCGACAUGGGGCUCCGCCAAAACCGCAGCACGCGGGGUAGGAACAGUGCGGAGGGGGGAAAGGCCGGGGGAAAUCCCGCAGAUCCAGUCGCGCGAGGGGUCGACAGCCGCGGCGCCAAUCGCGGCGCGAGAGUCAUCCAGCCAGUUGGCGCCCGAUGCGGUCUGCGGAGCUGCCGCUUCUUCCAGCUCUCGCGUUGAGGAUUUCACACUCUCCGUUGCUGCACCCUCCUCAAUGGAUCCCGCACGGGGCAGGCAGCACAGAGACUCAUGCACCUGCUCGGUGGACUACGCCUCUCUCUGGGGCUCAUUGCUCUCUGCUGCUGCAGAAGUUGCAUUGGUCGUUGGAGACGUUGCUUCGCUCAUCGCCCCUCAUUCACCCACACCUCUUACACUAACAAGCAGUGCCGGCAUUCCUCUACCUGCAUCUGCUAUAAGACCCACUGUGACCAGCAUUGCGACUCUAACUGGGAAGGGUGUAGGGCUGCUGCAGGAUAGCAGUCCUUCGUCGGUCCUCCAAAAUCCUGUUUCCGAUACCUCAUCGGAGCUUAGCCCUGACACGUGA
Closterium sp. Yama58-4 is the source of this 1239-nucleotide messenger RNA. NCBI's taxonomy places the organism in Eukaryota, Viridiplantae, Streptophyta, Zygnematophyceae, Desmidiales, Closteriaceae. The record is from the annotation of a GenBank genome assembly.